Messenger RNA from Chondrus crispus (carragheen), 448 nucleotides. RefSeq lists its product as hypothetical. The record is from RefSeq and is a predicted model, not a curated record. NCBI's taxonomy places the organism in Eukaryota, Rhodophyta, Florideophyceae, Gigartinales, Gigartinaceae. Bases 1 to 333 code for a protein of 110 amino acids. The transcript has 4 exons.
AUGCGAUCGGGAUCAGUCACUUGCACUCCAGCCCGGCACUUCUUCCGCACCCCUCUUCUCUCUCCACCCCUCCACAACUUUCACCUUCACCCCACUCCCCCACACUUCCAAAAUGUCCGGAAUCUGGGCAAGAUACAACGCGGCCCUCGUGGCCAAGCCGCUGCAAACGAAGACCAUGACGUCCCUGACCGGCUUCGUGCUGGGCGAUCUGGUCGCGCAAGGGCCGGAAAUCUCCAAAGGCAAGGCGUGGGACGCCAGGCGCACGGCCAAGAUGGGCGCGUUCGGCGUCGCCCUGCACGGCCCCAUCGGCCACUACUGGUACGGCUUCCUUGAUCGCACCAUCAUGACCGCCGCCCCGACCUCGGCCGCCGCCGUCGCAUCGAAGACCGCCAUCGAUCAGAUCUUCUGGGCCCCCAUCUUCACCUCCGUCUUCUUCGGCUCCAUGAAG